Molecule: messenger RNA, 761 nt
Organism: Saitoella complicata NRRL Y-17804
Lineage: Eukaryota; Fungi; Ascomycota; Saitoellomycetes; Saitoellales; Saitoellaceae
Product: alpha/beta-hydrolase
Exons: 3
Coding region: 18-761 (247 amino acids)
Molecular function (GO): hydrolase activity
Source: RefSeq, a predicted model, not a curated record
CACAUAUAUCUAUCAAAAUGACUUCCGUUAUCAAGCCCGCCCCCUCCCACACCCUCCCCAAGUGCUGCGCCAUCCCCCCUCUCACCUCCACCUACGAGCCCAAGGGCUCUAUGGUCAAGAUCGCCGACCUCGACUGUUACUCCGCCGGUCCCGUCGACUCUGAGACCGUCAUUGUUGCUAUCUACGAUAUCUUCGGUAUCCUCCCUAACACCCAGCAGGGCUGUGAUGUCCUUGCCGAGACCUUGAAGUGCCGUGUUGUCAUGCCCGAUUGGUUCAAGGGCAAUGCGGUUCAGAUGCCGAUCACUGAUAUGGAUGCUGUUUACAAGUUUGUUUAUGCCAACUUGUACCCCGCUCAUGAGGCCGCCUUCAAGACUUUGAUCGAGCAGCUCAAGACCGACGGCGCCAAGAAGCUCGGUGCCUACGGUUUCUGCUGGGGCUCCAAGAUCCUCCUUCAGGCCGACGCUUUCUUCGGCGGUAUCGCCCUCGUCCACCCCUCCCUCCUCGAGGACUCCGACGCCGACAAUGUCAAGUGUCCCGUCGCCCUCCUCCCCUCCAAGGAGGAGACCGUCGAGAAGUGUGCCGGUUUCUGGGAGAAGCUUGAGAAGAAGGAGUUUGCGGCCAAGAACAUGUACAAGCGUUACGAUGAUGUUGCUCACGGAUUCGCUGCGGCUAGGAGUGACUGGUCUGAGGGAAAGCUCGAGGGUGAGCGUGCCAGGGAUGUCUACCAGACUAUGUCUGAGUGGUUCAAGGCUGUUCUCUAA